Messenger RNA from Ectocarpus sp. CCAP 1310/34, 828 nucleotides. The record is from the annotation of a GenBank genome assembly. Lineage: Eukaryota; Phaeophyceae; Ectocarpales; Ectocarpaceae.
AUGGAGGAGAUGUACAGGCGCAAGACGCAGGAGGUGUUGGACCCGCAACAGCAGGCGUUCGGGGCCGAGGUCGACGCCAGCGGGUUUUCGCAACCACUCCCAGACCCACAGCUAAGACCGACGAGAGAUGACGAGCCCGCGGUGGAUAAGCCUGUGAGGGAGGCGAUCGGAUGCCUGAUGUGGACGAAGCUGACGAGGCCAGCGAUCGCCCUGCCUCUGAACAAGCUCCAGAAGAUCGCUCACACACCCACCGGGAGGAUAUGGAACGCGCUUGUGCGGAACAUGUCCUACCUGAAGUUCACGAAGGACUUCGGCAUCACCUACCUACGGGGGUCAGGACUAGACCUAAGCGUCGUGUUUGUCGAUGCCAGCUACGCUGACAACGAAGUAGACAGGCGUUCUACGACCGGGCUAGCUGUGACGGAGGCGUUGUUUGUGCGUGGCGUUCUGUCUUUCAUAGCGCCCGAGACGAGUGGGACGAAGAUCAAGGUCCUUGAGGACAACAAGGGGGCUCUCGCCUUAAUCGAGANAUUUGUGCGUGGCGUUCUGUCGUUCAUAGCGCCCAAGACAAGUGGGGCGAAGAUCAAGGUCCUAGAGGGCAACAAGGGGGCUCUCGCCAUAAUCGAGAACCCGUUCAGCUCAGCGAGGAGCAAGCACAUCGACGUGCGGUUCCAUUUCAUUCGCGAGCUAUUCAAGUCGGGCAAGAUCUGCAGAAUACGUUCCGACUGGAGAGCAGCACGCCAACAUGCUGACCAAGGAAGCGUUGUGCCGGCGCGUCACCCGCGGCUGGAGCCUAGAAACGCCGAGAGCGUUGCUUCGGGUGUGUAA